GACGGCCCGGGGAGCGGAGCGGAGCCUGCGACCCACAAAGCCGCCGCCGCCGCGAUGGUGCUGUGAGGCGACCGCCCGCGCUCGGUCCUCCGCCGGCCCGCGACUAUGCCCGGCCGCGCCCGCCCUCCGCGCCCUCCCGCCGCAGGACCAUGAGGCCACGCUCGGGCGGGCGCCCAGGGGCCCCGGGCCGCCGCCGCCGCCGCCUCCGCCGCGGCCCCCGCGCUCGUCGCCUGCCGCCGCCGCCGCCGCUGCCGCUGCUUCUCGGGUUGCUGCUGGCGGCCGCGGGGCCCGGCGCGGUGCGGGCCAAGGAGACGGCGUUCGUGGAGGUGGUGCUGUUCGAGUCAAGCCCGAGCGGCGACUACACCACCCACACCACCGGCCUCACGGGCCGCUUCUCGCGGGCCGGGGCCAUGCUCAGCGCCGAGGGCGAGAUCGUGCAGAUGCACCCACUGGGCCUGUGUAAUAACAAUGAUGAAGAAGACUUGUAUGAAUAUGGCUGGGUAGGAGUGGUGAAGCUCGAACAGCCAGAAUUGGAUCCCAAACCUUGUCUCACUGUCCUGGGCAAGGCCAAGAGAGCAGUUCAACGAGGAGCCACUGCAGUUAUCUUUGAUGUAUCUGAAAACCCAGAAGCCAUUGACCAGCUAAACCAAGGCUCAGAAGACCCUCUGAAGAGGCCAGUAGUGUAUGUGAAGGGUGCAGAUGCCAUUAAGCUGAUGAACAUUGUCAACAAACAGAAAGUGGCUCGAGCAAGGAUCCAGCAUCUUCCUCCUCGACAACCCACUGAGUACUUUGACAUGGGGAUUUUCCUGGCUUUCUUCGUCGUGGUCUCCUUGGUCUGCCUCAUUCUCCUUGUCAAAAUCAAGCUGAAGCAGCGUCGUAGUCAGAAUUCCAUGAACAGGCUGGCUGUGCAGGCUCUGGAGAAGAUGGAAACCAGAAAAUUCAACUCCAAGAGCAAGGGUCGCCGGGAAGGAAGCUGCGGGGCUCUGGAUACACUUAGUAGCGGCUCCACGUCCGACUGUGCCAUCUGUCUGGAGAAGUACAUUGAUGGAGAGGAGCUUCGGGUCAUCCCCUGUACCCAUCGGUUCCACAGGAAGUGUGUGGAUCCAUGGCUGCUGCAGCACCACACCUGUCCCCACUGUCGGCACAAUAUCAUAGAACAAAAGGGGAAUCCAGGUGCUGUUUGUGUGGAGACUGGCAACCUCACACGUGGUCGACAGCCAAGAGUGACCCUACCAGUACAUUACCCAGGCCGUGUGCAUAGGACCAAUGCCAUUCCAGCCUACCCUACCAGGACAAGUAUGGACUCCCAUGGCAACCCUGUCACCCUUCUGACCAUGGACCGGCAUGGGGAACAGAGCCUGUAUUCUCCACAGACUCCCACCUACAUCCGUGGCUACCCACCCCUACACCUGGACCACACUCUGGCCCCUCACCGCUGCAGCCUGGAACACCGGGCCUACUCACCAGCCCAUCCCUUCCGCAGGCCCAAGUUCAGCAGCCGCAGCUUCUCCAAGGCAGCUUGUUUCUCCCAGUAUGAGACCAUGUACCAACACUACUACUUCCAGGGUCUCAGCUACCCAGAGCAAGAGGGCCAGCCGGUACCCAGCCUCACACCCAGGGGCCAAUCCCGUGCCUUCCCGCCAAGUGGUGGCAGCAGCCUGCUCUUCCCCACCGUGGUGCACAUGGCCCCUCCUGCCCACGUAGAGAGUGGCAGCACCUCCAGCUUCAGCUGCUACCAUGGUCACCGUUCUGUGUGUAGUGGCUACCUGGCUGACUGUCCUGGCAGUGAUAGCAGCAGCAAUAGCUCUGGCCAGUGCCGCUGCUCUUCCAGUGAUUCUGUAGUGGAUUGCACAGAAGUCAGCAACCAAGGUGUGUAUGGGAGCUGCUCCACCUUCCGCAGUUCCCUCAGCAGCGACUAUGACCCCUUCAUCUACCGCAGCCGGGGGCCUGCUGUGCAUCUGGAGGGCUCCCCACCACCAGAAGAGCUCCCAGCAGCACACAGUCAAGGUGCUGGGCCAUGGCUAGGCCCUGCCUCUCCCUCAGGGGACCAGCUGUCCACCUGCAGCCUGGAGAUGAACUACAGCAGCAACUCCUCGCUGGAACCCAGAGGGCCCAAUGGCUCUACCUCAGAAGUGGGGCUCGAGGUUUCUCCUGGGGCCACUGUGGACCUCAGGAGGACAUGGAAAGGGGGCCCAGAGGGACCAUCAUGUGCUUGCUGCUUUGAGCCCCAGCCUUCCACCCUGGGCUCUGGGACAGGGACAACAGCAGGUGGUAGCACCUUAUUCCUGGGUCCCCGGCUUCUUGAGGACUGCAACCCUACAAGUGGGGAGCCACAACCAGGGAGCUCCCAGGGCCUGUAUGGCCUUCACUCAGACCAUUUUCCCAGGACAGAUGGGGUGAAAUAUGAGGGCCUGCCCUGCUGCUUCUAUGAAGAAAAGCAGGUGGCCCACAGUGCUGGCAGAGGCAGUGGCUGCUAUACUGAGGACUAUUCGGUGAGUGUGCAGUACACACUCGCUGAGGAGCCCCCACCCAGCUGCUAUGCAGGGGCCCGGGACCUGAGCCAGCGCAUCCCCAUUAUUCCAGAGGAUGUAGACUGUGACUUGGGCUUACCCCAAGACUGCCAAGGGAUGCAAAGCCAGAGCCCCUGGGGUGGGACACUGGGCUUGGACGUCCCCCGACUCCACUGGAAUCUGGGGACAACCCGGGAAGAGGAGCAGGCUCCAUGCUACCAAGCCAAGGUGCAGCCUGGCUGCUCUCCAGAGAAGCCAGAUGCUUCCAGGGCUAGCCUCUCCAGUGUCCCCCAGGACACUCAGGAGUCCUAUGUCCUGACUGCUGAGGGUUCAGGUGAGAGCAGAUGACAGUAGGUAUUUGUAUAAGGGUCCUCUUCUCAGGCCUUUUUUGUUUGGCUUCCUCUGUGCCCUUGGCUUCUAUUCCUGAUGACUUUCAAACAUUGCUUCUCAGCCCUGCCCAUCCUCAAACCCUUUAUCCAUGAUGUUGGUACUCUUUCCCUCAGAGGCUUCACACCCCAAAAGCAUAUCUCAGUUUCAUCAACUAUUCUGCAUCCUGUGGUCCCCUUAGUCCAUCCUGUACCUAUUAGAGAACAGAGCCCUCCUGACAGACCUCGCUGCACUUGCCUGCUGUCCCACUUGGGAGGCCUGAGUCACCAUUCUUACAUUAGAAAUGCUGUAAUGACUUGCAGUUACCUUUGUAAGAUGUCUCCUGUUGUGUGUUCUGUUUUUUGUUUUGUUUUUGAGACUGGUUUCUCUGUGUAGAACAGGCUGGCCUUGAACUCAAAGAUCUCCUUGCUUCUGCCUCCUGAGUGCUGGGAUUAAAGGCCUUCUCUCACACCGCCUAGCAUAAGAUGUCCUCCAAGUGGAGCGGCUCCUUUUGGUCCUGCAGCAUGUCAGGUUCAUUUCCAUCUUCAGAUCUUAGCUAAACAGCCUUUUUUUCCCCAUCAGUAUCACUCUCACUUCCUCUGUUAUCUCCUAAGUCACGUCAAGGCAGGCACCUCUUGGGAAGGUCUGUGUGAUCUGUGAGGGGUCAUCCCUGUUCUUUCAGUGCCACAGGGUACUUACUUAACCUCACUUCGACAUUACAUUUUCAUAACAUCUUAGGGCUUGUGGAAGACUGUUUAGCCAAACAAGGGAGACCUGCCUCCACCAGAGACAACUAUGUUCUCAAUGUAAACUUGAGCUUCUCAAGAAAGGGGCCAUUGCUGCCCCCCGUUAUCACGCACAUAGUCUACCCACCAUUGUGAACUGUCGCUUCGAAGAGCCCCAUAGGCAGAGGAUAGGGAUGCUCAAGGCCCUUACCUCAUACAUACUGCCCAAAGCCUGCUGUGCCAGCUCUCCACACCCUUGGUGACUGUUCUCCCUCUCUCUCCCAGGACCAGGAUCUGGCCCAGGCAUCGGUACGGGAGCUUGAGCUCAGAAGGAACUCUUAUGUAGAAAUUGUGAACUGUAUGAAGACUUCAAAGUCUGGCUUCCUUCAAAACGUGUGUGUGUGUGUGUGUGUGUGUGUGUGUGUGUGUGUACAUAUACAUGUAAAUAUAUGUAUAUAUACAUAUACACAUACAUGCAUGUAUACAUACAUACACACACAUACAUAUAUUUUAGCUUUGACAAACAUAAAAGUGGUAAUAAAGAGCCCUCUUCAACCCAAAAUGUGAGCCACCUGUGGCAUCCCUUCCCCAUUAACAAACCAACAGACAAAAUCCCUUGAGUUCUUUGCCUCUUUAAUAAUGUGUUGUUCUGUUUUGUAAUGUAAUGUGUGCUUGGGUUUCUGAGGUGUGUGGGAUUGAGUUCUAUGCUUUUUUUUUUCUAAGAUAUUAUAUGUAAAUGUAAAAAGUUAUUUAAAUAUAUAUUUUAAAGAACCCUAACCACCAACUUUUGUUUAAAAAAAAAAGAAAAAAAAAAUCACUGUUGCAUUAAAUGAACCACAUCUUGUGUUGAUACUGCCGUCUCCCUGGAGGGACCUCAGGCCUUUGAAAAGCUCAGGGUUACACCUGCCUUAUCGAAAAUGAACCAGAAACUUGAAGUAAAAAGCUAGUUGAUAUGGGUACAAACUCCGAGGAACAAUACAAAGCUGCCUCUUCCUUUUUCCCUUUUUUGAGGCAAAUCUGGACUUCGGGCUUUUGGGAAGCCACACCUCUCAGGCCCACGCCUGUAGGCAGUAAUGGAAACUGCUAGGAACGGGAGGGAAAGGAGAGGUGUCAAACCAUUAUUGCCUAGGCCCCAGUUUGUUAGGGACAGGUCCACCCAUUCUCUUCUGUUCCUUUAGGUCAUCAUCCCAAAUGAGAAUAAAAGUCACAGUCUAUCGCAGCAGAAUCUGUGACUGUGACCAGCCCCAUUAUGAGGCUCUCUUGCACUCUGAUCACUGGAUAGGAAAGAGGCUCUCACCCUCACUGUCAGCCUUGGAGUCUUCUGUAAAGUCAUUUUGAGCUUGAUGCCAUCAGUUGCAGAGGUGAUUUGAAUGGGGUGUGAGGGGCAGACACCCGGAGGAAUGUUGCUUUGUGGCCUUGGUGGCCUGUGGGACUGGAGGAACAAGCUCUCUCACCCAGCAGUAGUGCACCACCCCUCGAAGAAAGGCAUGCUGGGGCACACCUCUGCCCAUAGGCCUUGGGCAGCCAUACCCCUCAGCUGUUGUCCCCCUUAGGUUGCCUUUUGGGCGGUCUCAUGCUUUAGUGUACCACAGGGGUACACUAAACUCCAUUUGAACCAAUCUCCCAUCCCCAGAAAUGCAGCUUUGGGGCUCUUCAGUCCUCAGCCUGGUGGCUGCAGUGGCUCACCCUGCCAGCAGAUGUCUGCUAGACUCUCUGCCGGAUGCACUAUUAUGCACUGAUUCUCCGAGAGACAGACUAUCAGAUAGUUCAGACCCAAAGGGUAGGAUUUUGUAUAUUUUUUCCAGCCUCUUUUUUAAGGGGGAAGAGUUUUUGUUGUUGUUUGUUUGUUUGUUUGUUUGUUUUGUUUUUUAAAAAAAACCCAAACCAUUUUUGGUUGUUUCUGUUACUGUUUUUCAGAUGUUUUGUUUGUUCUUAAAAGGGAGAGAGAAUCUAUUUAAAACUACUUCAGGGAUUGUAAUCCUUUUUGUUCAAUAUGGUCCUUGUUCUUGAAAAUACUUUCUUUUCCUUAGAGGAAACUAACCGCCUUGGCCCUGUGUUCGCUAAAUCUUCUGUUCACUUCCACUCAUUCAUUUAGCGAUGUCUUGCCGUCAGGAAGAGUUUGGCCCAAUGGGUCUGAAAGCUCAGUUACAUAAUGGGGACCACCUAGGUUGCCAGAGAAAGAAAUGACCCCUCUUCCAGUCAGACUCCCAAGAAGUCAUCCCAGAGGCCAGAGUGCACAUUUUGAGACUUCCAGAAUACUUUGUUCUUUAAAUUCCCAUCCUAAGAUGAGGACAUUUACUUAUUUCUAUCCCAAAUCUGACAGAAGUCCCCAUAUCAGAUGAUCCAGCCAUUUGCCCUUUAGGAAGUAGCCAUGGUGAGAUUUGUCCUUCCAACCAGCUCUGGGGGGUGGGUCCCUUGAGGGAGGAUCCCCCCCCCCCCGGACUAUGCCCAGUGCACCUGUUGGCGAGGGUGUGAGAAGGGCCCAAACCAUUGACAUGUGAUCAGGGCUGCCUUUAUUUCUGGGGCCGGAGGUAGCAGCUGCAAAGAACAACAGCUUGCCUCCCUGUGCAGAGGGAAUGGGGAUACAGCUUUUAACAUGAACUGCAAAGCACAGCUCAUUGUUGAGGUCUUUGUUGUUUGUGGUUUUGCUUUUUUGUUUUUGGUAUCUGUGUGUGCUGAAACAGACCCCAGAAAGGCUUGCCGUUGCGCUGCCUGGCUAGGAAGCCACUUCUCAGCACUCUUACUGCAUAGAUGAGUAGGGAAUCUGAAUGCCACUGGAAGAAGUCAGACAAGUCCAGCUACCCUCUGAAAGAAGGCUAUUGGCAGGGGACAAGCACUUGUGAUUGUUGUAGUUUGGGGAUCUAGAAACAAUUAUCAGCUUUGUAUUGCUUCAUCAGAUCAGAAUAAAACCACCUCUCAGCUAUCCUGUGUUACCAGUUAAAUCCACAGAAAUAAUGUCUGUGGCUCUAACACUGGUGACAGGCACCCUCUUCUGGGGAGGGGGAGGGGGAAAGGAAUGUCGAUAGUGUGUGAUAAUUGUAUAACCAUGGACAAGGAGCACCACACUUUUCCCCUGGGGACCUCUAUACCAUCUAAGUGUGUAAUACCAAGUGUGAGCUGGGUACCAGUCCUGGCUAUAAAACAGCCAGAUCAGCUCAGAUUUUAGAAUCAGAUAAAAAUGGAAGUUUAGGCAUUCUGAUCCAUGAGGUAUGCGCCUCUGUGGUCGCAGUUCCAGUAGCUGACCGUCCCCUCUCCUCUAAGCCCAGACCAUUUGAUUAGGUUCUGUCUUCUAUGCUGUGGUUCAGGCCCUCCCCGACGUGCUUCUGGUCUCAGGGUUCACACAGGACUAAUGCUUUUUAAAUGUGGUCUAUAAAAGAAUUAAUUGAAAGUAUCAUCUUUGAAGCUGAUCUGCCUUUUUCUAUUUCUUACAUAAACUGUAUUGUUUUGGUCUAAUAAGACACUAUUUUAAUUUUUUUUUUUUUAUUUCUCCCAUAGCACUUAAUAUUUUGUAAAGACUUUGUGAUAAAAUGGUCUAAGGGCUCUCUUUCAACAUUACCAUUUUAAAAACUGUUUUAAAAGCUAGAAAACAACUUAUGUAUAUUCUGUAUAUGUAUAGCAGCACAUUUCAUUUAUGGAAAUAUGUUCUCAGAAUAUUUAUUUACUAAUAUAUUUAUCUUAAGCCAUGUCUUCUGUUGAGAGUGUGACAUUGUUGAAAUAAUCAUUGAAAAUGACUAACAAGGCCCUGUAAAUACAUGAUAAUUGCACACAGAUUUUACAUAUUUGCAGACCAAAAAUGAUUUAAAGCAAGUUGUAGUCUUAUAUGGUUUUGUAACAAAUUGUACAAAUGACUGUAAAAAAAAAAUACAUUUUUAUCAAGUA
Messenger RNA from Meriones unguiculatus (Mongolian gerbil), 7480 nucleotides. It is a transcript of the gene Znrf3, whose product is annotated as zinc and ring finger 3. The coding region runs from base 150 to 2858 and encodes 902 amino acids. The record is from RefSeq and is a predicted model, not a curated record. Lineage: Eukaryota; Metazoa; Chordata; Mammalia; Rodentia; Muridae. The transcript has 8 exons. Gene Ontology annotation, molecular function: frizzled binding; ubiquitin protein ligase activity. Gene Ontology annotation, biological process: ubiquitin-dependent protein catabolic process; Wnt receptor catabolic process; negative regulation of canonical Wnt signaling pathway.